This is a messenger RNA of Myotis davidii, 2754 nucleotides long. Its product is annotated as cytochrome b ascorbate-dependent protein 3. Bases 851 to 1579 code for a protein of 242 amino acids. The record is from RefSeq and is a predicted model, not a curated record. The transcript is spliced from 6 exons. Gene Ontology annotation, cellular component: lysosomal membrane. Gene Ontology annotation, molecular function: oxidoreductase activity. NCBI's taxonomy places the organism in Eukaryota, Metazoa, Chordata, Mammalia, Chiroptera, Vespertilionidae.
AGGAGAGGGCUCUCUCCUCGCGAGUUUUUCCUCCUUUACGGCCCCUCUUCCCUCUGUGAGCUGGUUCAGUGCCACGUUUUGGUGAGCCCGUGGGAUGUGUGACUGCCUGGAGAAUGGGCCCGUGCUCCCUGCCCACUAGCUGAAGGCAGUGGCACUGCCCGCUACGCCCCACGCCCACCUGCCUGACUCGUAAGGACAGCUGGGGGCCUCGCGCCCUCCAGGCCUGGCACCAGAGUUGCUUUCUGAGUUAGUUCGGGUGGAAAUACAGCAGGUCCUCGAAUAAUGUCGUUCCAUUUAACAUGGAUGAGACGCUGUGGGGACUUCACUCUUAUUUAGAGCAAGGGGGCUGGGGUGAAACGCUUCGUCUGUCAGCUCACCACAGUUGCAAGAACCCACUGACCGUGUCAGGUGGGGACACACUGUAAACUCCUGCUUCCUAGAGCAUGAGUUCUCGCUUCCUCUUUUCUCCUCUGGACUUUCCCCAGAGGAAGAGAAAGCGGAAGGCUCAGGCCUGGGGAUUAGCCGAGGCCGCGCCCAGUUCAAGGUGUGGAGUGUGGGGAUCAGGAGGGGAGGGAAGGCCCGGCCCGCAGAGCUCACCCUCCCGGGAGAGCUGUUGUGUAGAGCGGGGCCCAGUGCCGUCCUCCCGGCGGCUCCUGUGGGAAGUGCGGUCGGGCGUGGUGUGGUCCAGCUGGAGUUUGAUUCCUGCCCCUUCUUGCUGUGAGGAGGUGGCUCUUUAUCUCCGGGUCCUGUGGGCCCAGAGCCCUGGCACCGGCCACAGCAGAGGAGACGCCACUCGGGGCCAGCUCCAGGCCUGCGGGGCGCCCUGUGUGCUGCCGGGAGCCUGACCGGAAUGGCCGAGGGACGCUUUUACCUGUCGGUCCUGGCGCUGUCCACCCUGGGCUCCGUGUGUGUCCUCUUCACCGUCUAUUGGAUGUGGAGCUGGCAUGGUGGCUUUGCCUGGGAUGGCAGCACCCUCACGUUCAACUGUCACCCGGUGCUCAUGGUGGCUGGCAUGGUGGUGGUCUACAGCGCUGCGUCCCUGGUGUACCGCCUGCCCCAGUCCUGGGUGGGGCCCAAGCUGCCCUGGAAAAUCGCCCACGCGUCCCUGCACCUGCUGGCCUUCGUCCUGACCGUGCUGGGGCUGGAGGCCGUCUUCAGAUACCACAACAACAAGCACAUCGCCAACCUCUACUCCCUGCACAGCUGGCUGGGCAUCACCACCGUGUUCUUCUUCGCCUGCCAGUGGCUCCUGGGCUUCGCCGUCUUCCUGCUGCCCUGGGCGUCCCCGUGGCUGCGCGGCCUCCUCAAGCCUGUCCACGUCUUCUUCGGAGCUUCCAUCCUUGCUCUGGCCAUGGCCUCCGUCAUUUCCGGCAUCAACGAGAAGCUGUUCUUCAGCCUGAAGAACGCCACCAGGCCCUACUCCAGCCUGCCCGGCGAGGCUGUCUUUGCCAACGGCACCGGCAUGCUGGUGGUGGCCUUCGGGCUGCUGGUGCUCUACGUCCUGCAGGCCUCAUCCUGGAAACGCCCGGAAGUGGGGAUCACGACCGAAGGACAGCCCCUGUUGCGUGAAAGGGAGUGAAGCGAGAAGGGACGCAGGAGCGGUCGGGGUGUGUCUGGACUCCCUCAGCACCUCUGCUCUACCUGGGGCUCCCGGGGGUUUGCCGAGCCCCCACCUCACCCACCCUGUGGGCUGCUCUCUCCGCCACGUGCUGCCUUUGUGUCUCUCGGUGCUCUGACUUCUGCUCUCCUUCCUGGCAUCGACUUGUGAGGUCCUCCCUGUACACAGGCCCUUCCUGCCCUGGCUGCGCGCGCACUCCUGCUCCCUGGCUCAAGUCCAGCCGAGCUGGUUCCCUAGACACCUCGGGAGGUGGUGGCAAGUCCUAGCAGCUAUGAUGGGCCGACUCCAGCGCAGUCUGUAAUGUGAAGUCGGCUCUCCCUGGGACGUGCACGUCAUUUAGGCACCCACCAUGGCUGGCCCCUGGACUUGAGGCGGGAGGGAGGGGAUGACAGAGCAGCUCUGCAGGGAAACUGAGGCUGCCUGCUCUUCGCCGUUCUGUUCGUAUCUCAAGUCCACUGUGACUGUGUGGCGCCAUCGCUUCUCGCUGCUACAGCCGGGACCUGGGUCCGGCCUGUCUCCGCCAGGCAGCCAGGGAGCCUGAACCUGCUGUCCCCAGCUGUCCCAGCGGGGCGGGCUGGCAGGGGUGCCUUACUCCUUCGCCAGGUUAGGGCUCCCCUGCCUGUCCCCGGCCACCACGACCCGACCAGCGUUGGGUGCUUUGUCCCAGCGGAGCCGAGGACCACGGCCACCUUCGCAGGUUUGCUGAGCACGAGCGCCUCACUGCUCCCACAGCGGCUGCGCGCAGGCCCCAGCCCGCCUCGUGCCGAGUGCAGCGCGAUGGAGCUUUUCCAGAGAAGUGGGGGAGCGGCCUGGCUCGUCUCCUACGUGUUGGGGCUUUGGCUUUUCCUGCCUCCACGAGUCCUUCUGGGUCCCGGGGCCACACUGCUGUGCAGAAGGCAAGCAGCUGACGCCCGGGUCUGAGUGUGCUUCCUCUCUGGCCCAUGGCGAUGGGCGACUGGCCCGCGACCCACAGGCCAGAUGCCAGGACUCCGCCUGAACCUCUGGUGGCCGACGUCUCCAAAGCCACCUCGAUGGCUGCCAGGCAGCUGGGUCACGUGACCCUCCUUACCACAUGGGUAGGCAUUUCACCUGUUUGUAAAGCCUGAUUCUCAUUAAAUAUGUUUUCAAGAACCAAA